Molecule: messenger RNA, 2435 nt
Organism: Galeopterus variegatus (Sunda flying lemur)
Lineage: Eukaryota; Metazoa; Chordata; Mammalia; Dermoptera; Cynocephalidae
Gene: DPY19L1
Product: dpy-19-like 1 (C. elegans)
Exons: 13
Coding region: 15-1142 (375 amino acids)
Cellular component (GO): nuclear inner membrane
Molecular function (GO): mannosyltransferase activity
Source: RefSeq, a predicted model, not a curated record
UUUGUUUUGUUUUGAUGUUUGGGAACUCAAUGUUACUAACUUCUUAUUAUGCAUCCUCUUUGGUAAUUAUUUGGGGUAUUCUGGCAAUGAAACCACAUUUCCUGAAAAUAAAUGUAUCUGAACUUAGUUUAUGGGUUAUCCAAGGAUGUUUUUGGUUAUUUGGAACUGUCAUACUCAAAUAUUUGACAUCUAAAAUCUUUGGCAUUGCAGAUGAUGCUCAUAUUGGCAACUUACUAACAUCAAAAUUCUUCAGUUACAAGGAUUUUGAUACUUUAUUGUAUACCUGUGCAGCAGAGUUUGACUUCAUGGAAAAGGAGACUCCACUGAGAUAUACAAAGACAUUGUUGCUUCCGGUUGUUCUUGUAGUGUUUAUUGCAAUUGUGGGAAAGAUUAUUAGUGAUAUCUGGAGCGUGUUAGCUAAGCAACAGACACAUGUAAGAAAACACCAGCUUGAUCAUGGAGAGCUGGUUUAUCAUGCUUUGCAACUGUUGGCAUAUACAGCCCUUGGUAUUUUAAUUAUGAGACUAAAACUCUUCUUGACACCACACAUGUGUGUUAUGGCUUCCUUGAUCUGCUCAAGACAGCUGUUUGGAUGGCUCUUUUGCAAAGUACAUCCUGGUGCUGUUGUUUUUGCUGUAUUAGCAGCAAUGUCAAUACAAGGUUCAGCAAAUCUACAAACCCAGUGGGAUAUCGUAGGGGAGUUCAGCAAUUUACCACAAGAAGAACUUAUAGAAUGGAUCAAAUAUAGUACUAAACCAGAUGCAGUGUUUGCUGGUGCCAUGCCCACGAUGGCAAGUGUUAAGCUCUCUGCACUUCGACCCAUUGUGAAUCAUCCACAUUAUGAAGAUGCAGGCUUGAGAGCCAGAACAAAAAUAGUAUACUCAAUGUAUAGUCGGAAAGCAGCUGAAGAAGUGAAGCAAGAAUUGAUAAAGUUGAAAGUGAAUUACUACAUUCUGGAAGAGUCAUGGUGUAUAAGAAGAUCCAAACCUGGUUGCAGUAUGCCUGAAAUAUGGGAUGUGGAAGAUCCUGCUAACGCUGGGAAAACUCCCUUAUGUAACCUCUUGGUGAAGGAUUCCAAGCCUCACUUUACCACUGUAUUCCAGAACAGUGUUUACAAAGUCCUUGAAGUUAUAAAAGAAUGAUCGCUACAUGAACUAUCGCCUACAGAGAACGUCAUCAGCAGAUUAACCUCAGUGUGGAUUGUCCUUGAGACCUGAGUCCUCAGGGAUGGUUUCCGGUGCCCACUCCUGGGAGCCAGUGAAGAGCUGUUUUCUUUCCGCCUUCUUACCAGAGCCAAAAGGACAAGUCUGGUCUGGGGGAAGCACUAGCUUAUGUGUUAGUCAGCUGCAGAGACAGCACGUCUGGCUGAGGACCGUGCCCUUGGAGAGGAGCACCGUCCCAACCCUGCCCCCGAGCCCGGGGCCAGCCUCUCCCAGGGAGUCCCCCCUCCCUGGAGUCCGCCCAGGAGAGUGACUGUGUCAGUGUUCUUCACGUUUGCGGUCACUCUUUCUCGCUUGCUGCUUGACUGUUUUAUUUCUUAGGCUUUUGCCAGUUUCAGAAAACAGGGAAGCAGCUGGGGAUUUGUGGAUGAGGAGUAACGUUUGAGCAGUGAUGCAGCAAUCUAUAUAAAUGGGAAUAGAACACUCCAGGCUGAGGAGGGUGAGAGUGGACUUGGUGGCAAGAGGGCAGGCGUGAUCUGCUUCCUCUGCAAUCGUUUCCGACCCAGGUGCGGCUGAUAUUGUACAUCCAGCAGCUACAUUUUUAAAAAUCAUACUUUUAAAGUUAUUCUCUGUUCUUCUCACCCUCCAAUAAUAAGUUCACAUAUAAUGAUUGGAAAUUCUGUACAGGAAAAACGUAUUAAAAUAUUGUUAGAACUGUUUCAUAUGUUGGGGAACAUUAAAAGUGAUCUAAAUUAGUUUUUUCCAGAAGAAUCCUUUUGUAACAGCAUUUAUUAAUGUACCUCCACCAGCAGGCUCUGAUUAUAUUUUGGGUGAGCCCAUUUAGAACGGAGGCCUUGAGGGUGCACUGGCAGCAGCAGCAGCCUGUGCUGUGGGGUGUGAAUGUCUUUGAUGGCAACGUGGAGCAGAAGUAGGUUCCACAUACAUGACAAAACAGUGUUACAGCUCAGUAUUUUACAUAUUUUUAGUAUUUAAAGAUAUUUUUGCUUUAGUGUGAGGAAAGCAAGGAUGGGCAAAGAGGUGACAGAAAUAGCUAUUGCUGUGACAUUAGAAAAAAUAAAGUUGGGGCAGUAUUUCUAAAAAAAGAAAAGCCUCUCAAAAUGCUUGGCAGAAAAACAUAGUGUUAAAAUAGGCCAAUGAUGUUAAGGAGAAAAUAAUAAAGUGAUAUUGCAUAGGAGUAUGUAUUUUUAUGAAUUUUAUGCCAGUUGUUUACAUGUACUAUAUAUGUUAAAUAAAAAAGAUCAUGAAAAAUGUGGA